CUCAUCGGAAGAUCAGGUUUAUUAUACUUUAAUGAGAUUCGAUUUAAGCAAUUCAUUCACAAGUUACACGCCGAUAAAACCAGUUUAACUAAUGAUAGCUCAGUUUGCAAUUGUUUCGCAUGUCUCUGAUGAUGGAGAUCGCUAGUUGGAAAAGUAAAGUGUGGUAUAUAUUUAUAUUUGGCAGUGUACUGUUUUACGUACAUGCAGAAAGACACCCUGGCGAGUCAUUGUUUCUUCCAGAUGAGCGAACUUCUUUAGAUGACUGUCAUCUGCGUUACUACAAAUUCGGUACAUAUGGCAGGGGUGGAAUUGGCGGAUUUCCAGCAAAACAGUUCGAAUUCGCUCAUAUGGGUGCAAUCGGAUGGACCCAAGCAGAAGACGGCAAGACCCUGUGGAAGUGUGGAGGAUCUCUUAUUUGGAAUAACUUUGUUCUAACGGCGGCUCAUUGCGUGGUUGAUUCGCGGAAUGUCUCUCCGGAUGUGGUUCGGUUCGGAGAUUUGGAUAUUUUCUCCACGGCGGGUGAUGAGUUUGCUCAACAAAUAAAAAUAGAGGAAAUUAUUCGACAUACGGGUCAUAGGUUUGCGAGUCAUUACAACGAUGUGGCAUUACUACGAUUGGAGAGGAGUGUGCAAAUCAACGAAGCGGUAAUUCCAGCUUGUUUAUGGCUAGACGAAGAAGUGUGGUUCAAACGGGUACAUGCCACUGGAUGGGGUAAUGUUGGCUUUGUUGGAAAACAAUCACCGGUGUUGUUGAAGAUGGAGCUUUCUCCGAUGUCCCAUGACGCAUGUAGUAAGGUGUAUAAUAAUACUAGCACUAGGAAGCUAAGCCGGGGAUUAGUGGAUCAUCAUAUCUGCGCAUUUAGCCCCAAAGCAGACACAUGUGAGGGUGAUUCAGGUGGACCGCUUCAAGUCAAAUUAAUGCACAACAUGCGUGAAACCCCGUUCAUCAUCGGUGUCACCUCUUUUGGUUUGAUCUGUGGAACGUCGACCCCAGGUGUCUACACUCGUGUUGCCAGUUAUCAUAAAUGGAUUAUCGAGACCAUGCGAGAUCGCGGUGCAGCAGUCGAUGAGAACACAUUCAAUUCAACAAACUGCGUCCACAGGUAUGCCACUUACCGUGAAUUCUAUGAAGGAGUUGUGGUGAGCAAGGAAAAAAAUGGAAAUGUAGAAUUGAAUACUUUCAAUUAUAUGUUCGAAUGGCAACCGUCCAUACCGUGGGAACUGGCCAAACUCGGAUGGCCCACAGGUGAUGGUUCCAAUAAUUGUGUUGGAGUGAUCGUCGAUGAGAAUACGGUUCUAACGUUGGCGGAGUGUGUAAAAUUCGAUGGCGUUGCAGUUACUCAGAUAAUACACCCGACAGUAGUAAAUAUUUCGAAUAUUUACAUACAUCCAGAAUAUAAGGAAGGAUCGAGUUAUAACAAUAUUGCGGUUUUGAAGUUGGAAUCAUUAUUGCUCUUCGGUUAUGGAAUUGCGCCUACAUGUAUCUGGGUUGAAAAAGAGUGGCCCUUCGGUGAUGCUUUGGUACUUGGAUUUGGAAGGAAAGAUUUAGUUGAACCGCUGUAUCCUAAAGGAGAAAUCAUAAUUGAUCCCACUUACGGUUAUCUCUCCUUGACAAACAUGUUAAGAAAUAGCUCUUCUUGCAUGGUCGGUGAUCGCGAAAUGUCCAAGGUUCAACAUGGAAUAGCACAGGAGCAUGUAUGCGUAGGAUAUGAUUCUUAUAUUGUUCCAGAAAUGUGUAAUUUGGUUCACGGAGCGUCUGUUGAACAGUAUAUGAGUAGGAAUGAAAUUGAAUACACUUUUACUUUAGCUUUGUCCCAGUUUGGACGAGAUUGUGGCUUUGGAGAACACAUGAUCGCAACUCGUUUGGCCAGCCAUGUGGAAUGGCUGAAAACAAUUCUUAUACCAAACAGUCGGAGUUCCGCCAGCACGGUACAAUUUUUGGAUUACGAUCUUGUUGAAAACGACGAAUGUGAGGUUGACUCAGAUAUGCCAGGGAAAUGUGUCAAUAUUGCAGAAUGCUUGGAUUACUGGAAUCGGAUCGCCUUCGAUGGUAAAAUGAUAUUCUGUUCCAGCAAAAAUGUGAUUUGUUGUCCAACUAGUUUGCUCGAAAACAAAAAUACGAAACAUGAGGAGACAGAUUUAGAGCACUGUUCGAGUUUGCAACGUAACUUGAUGCCACAUGACAGGAAUGGAUCAUUAGUUCAAAUUGGAUUCGACAUAGAAGAGUGGUAUGAUUUUCGAUGCAUGGGAUCCAUAAUCACUGCACAACUUGUUUUGACUACGGCAAGUUGCCUUGGAGAUGAUGUCCCAGUGGUAGUACAACUAUCAGUCAAUGAAACGAUCGUCCCAAUAGAGUCGAUCAGUUUACACGAAGAUUAUAACACAACACACACAUAUGAUGACAUAGCUGUUAUUAGAUUGAUCGAACCACUAAUAUGGAACUCGUAUCUGUUUCCCAUAUGCCUUUGGACCAAUCAAUCGCAUACGCCUCUGGUUAUGAGAUUAAACUAUCUUGAUGAAGACGCAUUCACAUUUAGAUUCAUGAUGCCUCAGUACAACACGGACUGCCAACGGAUAAAUCCAUUCCAAUUGCAAAGAUCGCAACUGUGUGCUAGGGAACCAUACUUUACGAAUACGUGCGCCAGAGCUGGAGACGCGUUGCAAUCGGACGGCGAAGAUGGCACUUUCUAUUUGGUGGGAUUGGCCCAAUCUAGCGAUGAUUGUGAUUCUCAACAGUAUAUCACCUUGACAAGGGUUUCUAAGCAGCUGGAUUGGAUUAGGCAAACCCUGAAUCCGGAAUAUUGGAAUUUUUCUUCUUAACAUAAUAUUUUGCUCGUAAAAACGGUGUAGCAUCUUGCUUGUAGUAAAGAAAAAAUGUCAAUAAAUUUGAUAAAUUGGA
Molecule: messenger RNA, 2898 nt
Organism: Armigeres subalbatus
Lineage: Eukaryota; Metazoa; Arthropoda; Insecta; Diptera; Culicidae
Exons: 12
Coding region: 120-2819 (899 amino acids)
Biological process (GO): proteolysis
Molecular function (GO): serine-type endopeptidase activity
Source: RefSeq, a predicted model, not a curated record